Messenger RNA from Momordica charantia (bitter melon), 2323 nucleotides. RefSeq names its product nicotinate phosphoribosyltransferase 2 (gene NAPRT2). NCBI's taxonomy places the organism in Eukaryota, Viridiplantae, Streptophyta, Magnoliopsida, Cucurbitales, Cucurbitaceae. Gene Ontology annotation, cellular component: cytosol. Gene Ontology annotation, molecular function: nicotinate phosphoribosyltransferase activity. The record is from RefSeq and is a predicted model, not a curated record. Gene Ontology annotation, biological process: NAD+ biosynthetic process via the salvage pathway.
AUCGAUUUGGAAACAAGAUCUCAAGGCUCGAGACAAGACAAGGGCAACUCUUUCCUCUCUUUCACUUAAGACUUGAGUUCCCCCUUUCUUUCUUUCUUAAACAUUCUUCUUCUAAAUUAACAGAAAAAUUUACAAACAAAUUCCAAACUCUGAUUUGUUGCUCAGCUUCUCUCUUCCUUUUCGUUCUCCAUUAACGGUCUCCUCUGCAACUGAAUACUGAAUACUUCUUGUUCGCUUUUAUAAGCUUUGCUGUGUGUAAUUUCCAUACGAGCUUCAAUUGAUUCUGUGGAGUUUUUCUUUUUCUUUCUGAGCGAUGGAGGCGAAGGCGAAGGCGAACGGGCCUAGAUAUGGAGAUUCUUCGGCUCGGGUGGUGGACGGACCCACCAAUCCAAUGGUUUCCCCUUUGCUUACGGAUCUUUAUCAGUUCACUAUGGCUUAUGCUUAUUGGAAAGCCGGCAAGCAUAAAGAACGCGCCGUGUUUGAUUUAUAUUUUCGGAAGAAUCCUUUUGGUGGUGAAUAUACAAUUUUUGCUGGUUUAGAGGAGUGCAUAAGACUUAUUGCUAAUUUCAAAUUCACAGAGGAAGAAAUCUCUUUUAUCAAGAAGUCUCUACCUUCAUCCUGUGAGGAUGCGUUCUACGAUUAUCUUAGAGGAAUCAACUGUUCUGAUGUUGAAGUCUAUGCUAUUUCAGAGGGAUCAGCUGUUUUCCCAAAGGUGCCCCUAGUGAGGGUUGAAGGGCCUGUUGCUGUAGUUCAGUUACUAGAAACUCCAUUUGUAAAUCUUAUCAAUUAUGCAUCGUUAGUUGCUACAAAUGCCGCAAGACAUCGAUUUGUUGCUGGGAAAUCUAAAAUUCUUCUCGAGUUUGGACUUCGGCGAGCUCAGGGACCUGAUGGUGGAAUUAGUGCAUCAAAGUACUGCUAUAUUGGAGGGUUUGAUGCAACAAGCAAUGUUGCAGCUGGGAGGUUAUUUGGCAUACCACUUCGUGGAACACAUUCCCAUGCAUUUGUUAGCUCAUUUAUGAGCCCAGAUGAGAUCAUAGACAAGUCACUUCGUAGCAGUGAUGGCUCACGCACGUGUGAAGAUUUUCUUAGUGUAGUUCAAAUGUGGUUAAGCAAGAUUCAGUGGUUGCCUUCAUUACAUGGCACUUUUGGUGAUACCAAUCAAAGUGAGCUGGCUGCGUUCACAUCCUAUGCUUUGGCAUUUCCUACCGACUUCCUUGCUCUUGUGGAUACAUAUGAUGUUAUACGGAGUGGAAUUCCUAAUUUCUGUGCAGUUGCUCUGGCACUCAAUGAUUUGGGGUACCAAGCUAAAGGGAUUAGGUUGGACUCUGGUGAUUUAGCAUAUUUGUCUUGUGAGGCACGGAAAUUUUUCAUGGCCAUUGAAAAGGAGUUUGGGGUGCCUGGAUUUGGAAAAAUAAGUAUUUCUGCCAGUAAUGAUCUCAAUGAGGAAACUUUAGAUGCUCUAAACAAGCAGGGUCAUGAGGUUGAUGCAUUCGGAAUUGGAACCUAUUUGGUUACAUGUUAUGCUCAGGCUGCUUUAGGAUGUGUCUUCAAGCUAGUUGAAAUAAAUAAUCAGCCCCGAAUUAAACUUUCUGAAGACGUUUCAAAGGUCUCCAUUCCAUGCAAGAAGCGGAUUUUUAGAUUAUAUGGGAAAGAAGGCUAUCCACUGGUAGAUAUAAUGUCAGGCGAGAAUGAACCGGCUCCUAAGGUGGGUGAACGGAUUCUAUGUCGUCACCCGUUUAAUGAAUCGAAAAGAGCAUAUGUGGUGCCACAGCAAGUGGAGGAGCUCCUCAAGUGUUACUGGACUGGAAAAUCAGGUAAAGCAGCAGAACGUUUACCAGCUCUGAAGGACAUAAGGAAUCGAUGCAUUAAACAACUCGAGAAAAUGCGUCCCGACCACAUGAGAAGACUUAAUCCGACACCGUACAAAGUGAGUGUGAGUGCUAAACUAUAUGACUUCAUUCAUUUCUUGUGGCUAAAUGAGGCACCAGUUGGGGAGUUGCAGUGAAGCUGUAAUUGGACUUGCUACACCCCAAAGUAAGCUUCCUUUUCAUCACAGUACAGAUAAAAAGACCAAAAAAUAAAAAUAAAAAAUAAAAAAAAUACCCACUUUCUAGCUCCAAGGAUUUGCUUCUUUGUUUUCUACUUUGAAUAAAAAUAUGACAAUUGCUUGCCUUCAUUGUAUGUAAUAAAGUUUUCUUUUUCAAUGUCAAUAGUUUGAAUGUGAACCAUAAUCCUGACUUUGCUGCAGUUGCAAUUCGCUUUUUGGGGCUUAAAACCUUUCAUAAAAAUGCUUUAUCCAUAAAAUUUUAUCGGGUUAUAUUGA